AUGGGAACAGGUGACAGAUUGCUAGACAUCCCGUGCAAGGUGUGCGGAGACCGCAGCUCGGGGAAGCACUACGGCAUCUACAGCUGUGACGGAUGUUCCGGGUUCUUCAAGCGCAGCAUCCACCGGAACCGGGUCUACACGUGCAAGGCGGCGGGCGAGCUGAAGGGCCGCUGCCCGGUCGACAAGACGCACCGCAACCAGUGUCGCGCCUGUCGACUCUCGAAGUGCUUCCAAUCGGCCAUGAACAAAGACGCGGUCCAACACGAACGAGGGCCCCGGAAGCCAAAGUUGCAGCAUCUACAACCGAACGGCGGUGUCCAUCCGGGGCACCAUCUCUCGGGGCCGUUCGUGAACGGCUCGUCGUACGGCCAUGCCUUGCCACAUUUCCCUGCCGGCCUGCACCAUUCGGCCCUCGCAGGACCAAACUCUCUGCUGCACCAUCCGCAGCCCCUCUCGUUCGCCCCGCUCGGCCACCAUAUGGGCCCCUCGCUGUUGCCGCCGGUGAAGCUGGAGCAGAGCAAGUUCGAGUUCCCGCCUCUCGGUGGGAACAACGCUGCUCCGAACGCUGGUUCCGGUUCCGUCCUGUCGCCGAUCAAAAUCGAACACCCGAAGCUGACGGGCGGGGCGGGGUUCGAGUUCGGGCCCCAGCACCACAGCCAUCACCACUUUUACAAAUCGCACGAACCCCUGCCACCGUCACCGACCGAUUCGAAGAGCUCCAUCAGCGUGGACUCACCGUCCGAGAGCCUUACCAGCCCGCAGUCGACCGUCGACGGAAGUUCCAGCGUCCUCAGCCCGACACCGAUCAACGCCACCAACCUGAGCUUGCCGUCGCCGCUCUCGCAGAACGGUGUCCUCGACAUCCUGAUGGCGUCGGACAAGUGCCAAGAGUUCAUCCAGUACCAUCAGCUGCAGAGCGGGGCCUUCGGGUUCGGCACUAACUUCACGUCCUCGUCCGGCACCGGAGCCACCACCAGCACCAGCGCCACCAGUAGCAGUAGCACGGCCACGGUCAGCACGGUCUCCUCGGGUGGACACGCACCACACGCAACGCCGGGACACCAUGCACCUCCACCGCCACCACCGCCACCGCUCGUACCACACCCGAUCGCACUGCCCCCAGAUGGUUCCACCGUCGUGCGGCUACCCACGUGGGAGAUCCUGCAGGAAACGACGGCCCGGUUGCUGUUCAUGUCCGUGCGCUGGGUCCGCUGCCUGAUCCCGUUCCAGACGCUCUCCAAGAGCGACCAGCAUCUGCUCCUGCAGGAAUCGUGGAAGGAGCUGUUUCUGCUCAACUUUGCCCAGUGGAGCGUUCCGUGGGACCUGAGCGCACUGCUCGACUCGCCGCCGGUGCGUGAUCGGCUGCCGCAGGACGCGGCCACGCAGCUGGAGAUGAAAACGAUGCAGGAGAUCCUGUGCCGUUUCCGACAGAUUUCGCCCGACCUCAGCGAGCUGGGCUGCAUGAAGGCGGUGAUACUUUUCUCGCCAGAAACGUCCGAGCUAUGCGAUGUCCAGCCGGUGGAGAUGCUACAGGACCAGGCGCAGUGCGUGCUGUCGGAGCACGUCCGGGUCCGGUACCCUCGGCAACCGACAAGAUUCGGGCGCCUCCUGCUGCUGCUGCCCCUGCUGCGCACCAUCCGCUCGACCACCAUCGAGACGCUGUUCUUCAAGGAGACCAUCGGCAGCGUGCCCAUCUCGCGGCUCCUGAUCGACAUGUACCAGAUGGAAAAGUACACCGACCUCGAGGGUGGCACCCAAGCCCUGAACCACGGUGCCACGGUCACCCCCGGCAAGGGCUAG
Messenger RNA from Anopheles bellator, 1800 nucleotides. It is a transcript of the gene dsf, whose product is annotated as protein dissatisfaction. The transcript has 7 exons. Gene Ontology annotation, biological process: regulation of transcription by RNA polymerase II; anatomical structure development; cell differentiation. Gene Ontology annotation, molecular function: zinc ion binding; nuclear receptor activity; RNA polymerase II cis-regulatory region sequence-specific DNA binding. NCBI's taxonomy places the organism in Eukaryota, Metazoa, Arthropoda, Insecta, Diptera, Culicidae. The record is from RefSeq and is a predicted model, not a curated record. The coding region runs from base 1 to 1800 and encodes 599 amino acids.